AGCGGCUGUCAGGGAUGCAGAUCAGCUGUGUGGCUCUCAGGGACUGACAGCCUAUUUAACCAUGAGGAGACCAGUCGGCGCUGAGCAGAAAUGCGCGCUGUGCUGACGGUGUGCUCCUCCCGCCAUGAGCCGCCGACCUCCGGGCGGGACAUGAGGGUGUGGGUCCUGGCCGUGACAGCGCUGCUGGCCGCUAACACCGCCCGGGGAUCCCCGCUGCUGCUGGAUCCGGAGGAUUUUCUGGAGAAGUAUGGGUAUCUCCAUCAUGAGCACCAGGUCCACAAUGCAGUUGAAGUGCAGUCUGCGAUCAGAGAGUACCAGUGGCUCUCCCGUCUCCCCAUCACAGGGCGACUUGACAGCGCCACCCUGAGGCAGAUGGCAGAGCCCCGCUGUGGGGUGUCAGAUGAGGGCAGCCAGCAGGUCUGGGCGCAGAGGGUAAAUGUCAUCUUUACUGGAAAGGGACAACUGGAUCACCGCAGGAGGCGCUCUGCAGACAAAGCUGAGAAGUGGUACAAGCGACAGCUGACCUACCAGAUUGUAAACUGGCCUCGCCACCUGUCCCAGGGCUCUGUUCAACUGGCGGUGCGAACUGCUUUCCAGCUUUGGAGCAAUGUGUCUGACCUGGUGUUCCAGGAGGCCCCUGAGGGCCCUGCAGACAUCCGGCUGGCUUUUUACGAGGGGGACCACAACGACGGGACCAGUAAUGCCUUUGACGGACCAGGUGGGACCUUAGCUCAUGCAUUCCUGCCUCGUCGAGGAGAGGCCCACUUCGACAUGGCGGAGAGAUGGACCCUGAACGGACACAAGGGCCACAACUUGUUCAUGGUGACCGCCCAUGAGAUCGGACACACUCUGGGCCUGGAGCACUCCCCCGUGCGCCACGCUCUGAUGUCCCCGUACUACAGGAAGCUGGGCCGCAGCCUGGUCCUGAGCUGGGACGACAUCCUGGCCGUGCAGCAGCUGUACGGGAAACCAUUGAGUAAUCGUCCCGUGAGGCUACCUGGACAGGUAUUACAUGCUGCGCUGCAGGAGUGGGAGUUCAACGAGCUUCAGAGCCAGAACCCAGGACAGCCUCUGUAUUGCCACGGGGUCUUUGAUGCCAUUACAGCGGAUGAGAAGCAGACAGUUCUGGUGUUCCGGGGCAGCCGGUUUUGGACGGUAUCAUCUAAAGGCAGCGUGAGCGGACCGUUCAUCCUCCGCCAGCGCUGGCCUGGACUCCCUGAGGCCAUAGAGGCUGCUGCUUUUUCCCCUUUGGACUCCAAGUGGUAUUUUUUCAAAGGAAAGCGGAUGUGGCGUUACACAGGCACAGGGCUGGACCCAGGGUUCCCCAGGAAGAACAAAGAGCUGGGUCUGCCUCGACGCCCAGACUGUGCUUUCUACUAUGCCCCUCUGGGUCAUUUGGUGCUCUUCAAAGGUUCCCGCUACUUUGUGCUCAACCUUAAAACUUUGCGCCCAGAGGCCUACUAUCCUCGCAGGCUAAAAGAUUGGACUGGACUGCCGCAGGGCAUCAACGGGGCGCUGACCCGUCCAGACGGGCGGCUUUACCUCUUCAAAGAGCAACGGUUCUGGAGGUUUGACCCCGUGAAGGUGCGGGUCACCAGAGAGGGCCAAUGGGCUAAAGAUCUAAGCUGGACCGGCUGCAGCAAUAGUCCUCAGAGUAAUAACAUGCUUUGACCAGCAGGGGGAGCCUUAACAUUAAAAGUGCAAUUUGUUUACAUACAGUUUCACAUAAAGGGAAGGGUCCUGCACUUUUUCAACUGGAUCCUGACUGACACUAGUGUGAUACCGAUCCAAAACCAGAGGUCCAUUUCAUGAAGCAGGUUUACAGAAAACUC
Messenger RNA from Cyprinodon tularosa, 1832 nucleotides. RefSeq names its product matrix metallopeptidase 28 (gene mmp28). The transcript is spliced from 8 exons. Gene Ontology annotation, molecular function: metalloendopeptidase activity; zinc ion binding. Gene Ontology annotation, biological process: collagen catabolic process; extracellular matrix organization; proteolysis. Bases 91 to 1671 code for a protein of 526 amino acids. The record is from RefSeq and is a predicted model, not a curated record. Gene Ontology annotation, cellular component: extracellular matrix. NCBI's taxonomy places the organism in Eukaryota, Metazoa, Chordata, Actinopteri, Cyprinodontiformes, Cyprinodontidae.